This is a messenger RNA of Diorhabda carinulata, 1741 nucleotides long. RefSeq lists its product as uncharacterized. The record is from RefSeq and is a predicted model, not a curated record. The transcript is spliced from 2 exons. NCBI's taxonomy places the organism in Eukaryota, Metazoa, Arthropoda, Insecta, Coleoptera, Chrysomelidae. Bases 987 to 1610 code for a protein of 207 amino acids.
AAUCAAUCUUGCUCUUUUAUGUGUAAGACUGAAAUUACAAUAAAUUGUUUGUACUGAAAAUCAUAUCAGUUAUUAUUUUCAAACCACGUAAUUUUCCUUUAUGGUAGCAGAGCAUGGUUCUGUGGAAAUAACAGAAGACUGAAGGAAGUGAUUAUACAACUGUUAAAAUUAAGUUAAGUAAUUUGGAAGUUAUAAAACUUCAUCUUCAAAAUGGGUUCAAAUUUGUUUAAUUUGGAAAAACUAGUCGGAAGAGAAAAUUUUACCACUUGGAAAUUCUCUAUGAAAACAUAUUUACAGCAUGAGGAUUUGUGGUGUUGUAUCGAACCGUCUGAUAACAAAUCAAUGGAAGCAAGUAAGGAUGUAAAGGCCAAAGCCAAGUUGAUUCUACUUCUGGACCCUUAAAAUUAAGUUCAUGUUAAAGAUUGUUUAACUGAAAAAGAGGUAUGGGAAUGUUUAUAACAAGCUUUUGAUGAUAAAGGGCUCACGCGAAGAGUUAGCUUACUAAAAGACUUGAUAAAUACCACAUUGGAAUCUAGUAAUAGUGUUGAAGAAUAUGUGAGCAAGAUCAUGAAUACUGCUCACAAGCUAGGUAACAUUGAUUUUGACGUAAACGAUGAAUGGCUUGGUACUUUGAUGCUGGCAGGCUUACCAGAUGAAUACAAGCCCAUGAUUAUGUAGCUUGAAAGCUCGGGCAUUAAAAUAAGUGUUGAUUCAGUUAAGUCUAAGUUAAUACAAUAAAUUAGUACAUCAAAGUCAACAGUCUUUUAUACAAAUUAUAAGAAAUCCAGAAGUAAUACUCAGCAAGUUAAAAACAGAGGACCAAAAUGCUAUAAUUGCAAUAAAUAUGGUCAUUUUGCUAAACUAUGUAAACAACCAAAGAAGUUAGCAAAUAAAGGAGAAGGUUCAAGUUUUGUAGCUGCUUUCCCAUAACUGUUAAACAAAAUGUGAGUGAUAAAUGGCUAAUAGACUCAGGAGCAUCUUUGCACAUGACUUGCAGAGAUGACUGGUUGUAUAAUGUCACUGAGCCAACUGUGAAAAGUGUUAUUGUGGCAAACAGAGAGCCAUUAACUGUAAAAGGAGUUGGAUGUGUGGACAUUCAAAUAAAUCAGAACGAUAAAAUACAAGUUAAAAAUAUACUGUUUGUUCCUGGUUUAGCUGCCAAUCUCCUUUCAGUCAGCACAAUCGUGAAGAAAGGGCAUAAUGUUAUAUUUUAUGACAAGGGAUGUGACAUUCAGAAUGCUAAAGGAGAGGUUAUCUGUAAUGCAGUAUUAAAAAAUAACCUAUACGUUAUGAACAUAAGUGGAGAAGAGGUUCAUCUGACUUCAAGUGCUGUGAAUUCUAAUGAUACUUAUCUGUGGCAUCUGCGAAUGGGACACUUGAAUUUUUCAGAUAUUAAGAAACUGCCAAAUUGUGUUGAAGUUGCAGACAUGGAGGGCCGGUCAGCCAGUAAUAGCACUGCUCCUACCAGUACUGGGAUGUCAUCUGAUAUUCAAAAUCAGGAAAUACACACUGAGAAGUCAUCAAGUAAGGAAUUGAAUGAACCUAUAAGUAGAAGCGAAGACUCACUUGGAAAGUUUUCUAUGAAACAGAAAACUCAAUUAUUAGUUUAGUAACAACCCUUUAGCUAAUUAUGUAUUGAGUAUCUAUCAAUCAAAAAAAAUAUGUGAAAAACGAUUAGAUUAAGUUUGUUUUAUUAAAAGAUCCCCAGUUUAAUGCUCUUGAAAUAUCAAAGUUCCAAAAG